Molecule: messenger RNA, 3933 nt
Organism: Delphinapterus leucas (beluga whale)
Lineage: Eukaryota; Metazoa; Chordata; Mammalia; Artiodactyla; Monodontidae
Source: RefSeq, a predicted model, not a curated record
AGUCCUGGCUCUCCACACGCCCCUGGCUAACGGCUGCGAUGGGGAGCCCGUGAUGGGAGACCUCCCUGCUUCUCCAUCCCCCAGUGCGCCCCUACCAACGCGCCAGGGCUCUGGGCAUGAGAUGGGGCUGCUAUUCCCGUUGUCCUGACCCUUCCUGAGCCGUAGGGUCCUGGGGCGCCCGGGGGCGGGGCACGGGGAAGCCCGGCGGUCUCGCCAGUGAGUCGGGCGCCGGCGCUGCGGGCACCUGUUGCGGCGCGCAGGGCGCUGAAUGAGGCUCACCUGCGCGAGGCCCGGCCCAGCGCUGGCGGCGGGCGCACAGCUGAGCCGAGGUUCAGACGCCCGGCCCGCGCCUCGGGCUUCCGCCGGGUCAGCUGACCACCCAGUGCGGAACUAAUACCCGGCCCGAGCUGCCUGCUGCCGCCGCGCUUCUGCUCCGCGCUCCGCACUCGGUACAGCGCGUCCGCCCCGUCGCCAUGGCUGGGCUUGUGGUCAGUGGAGCUCAAGUAUCCUACAUAGGCCAGGACUGCAGAGAGAUUCCAGAGCACCUCGGCAGGGACUGUGGACAUUUUGCAAAGAGGCUUGAUCUGAGCUUUAACCUUCUGAGGUCACUGGAAGGACUGAGCGCGUUCGGGAGCCUGGAGGAACUCAUCUUGGACAACAAUCUGCUCGGGGAUGACCUCGUGUUGCCAGGGUUACCCAGGCUCCACACCUUAACCCUCAAUAAGAACCAAAUCACUGACUUGGAGUGCCUGCUUGAUCACCUGGCAGAAGUGACACCAGCUCUGGAGUACCUCAGCCUGCUGGGAAAUGUGGCAUGUCCCAACGAGCUAGUCAGCCUGGAAAAGGAUGAGGAAGACUACAAGAGAUACAGAUGCUUUGUUCUGCACAAGCUGCCCAAUUUGAAGUUUCUGGAUGCUCGUAAAGUAACCAAACAAGAACGAGAGGAAGCUUUGGUCAGAGGGGCGUUCAUGAAGGUGGUGAAGCCCAAGGCCUCCAGUGACAGCGUUUCCGCCUCUCCGAAGAGCCGCUACACGCCCCUGCCUUCUGCUUCCAGGGAACUCACCAGUCACCGAGUUGAUGCAACUUAAGUGUACACCUUCAGCACGUCGUGAUUAUGAGUGUUAACAAUCCAUCUAUUUGACUUUGUCUGUGGAUUAACUGUUGGGCUUUGUAUCAAGAUAGUGCUAGUUUAAUUUUUACAUUGUGACUAUUGUGACCAUAUUUUCUAAGAGUUCAGAUCAUAAAGAUGAGGAGGAUUGUAACACCAAUGCCAGCAUGACCUAGACAUCCCAGAGAAAGAAGGUUAAAUGGCUGUUAUUUUAAUGAAAGUUGGAAGGACUCAUACAAUUGAAUUGGCCGGUAAAUAAUCAAACAGCAUUUUGCACAGUAUGUAGAAGAGAAGUUUUAAAAAUUGAAAAAAAAAGAAAAAAGAAUUUGCAAUUGGACACGGUGGAGAAGAUGUAAAGGCACAUAUGAAAACUGAAUCUCACAGUCCUGGGAUGAGACAUACAAGUACUUCUAAAUCAGUCAAAAGCUUUCUCGUCUUCCAAGAAGACACCAGCGCUUAGCAGGACAUGGUGCCCGCUGAGUUAGCCUGGGUAUGUCACAUAGACAAGCUGCAUUGUCAUAUUGUUCUUGUGAUCGCUCUAUGAAACUGAUUAAACUUGUAUUUCCUGAUUCAUAGGUUGCCGUUAAAAUGUCCUAUGCCGUUAAAAUGUCGAACAAAGGGGAAAUUUGGGGUAACAUGAGUUGCCCCCCUAGAGAGUAGAGCUAAUUUUGUCAGGUCUGAUGAACAACCAUGCUUUCCAUGGUAGAUCAAGUUACCCCUCAAAUCACAGCAACAAGAUAAUGUUCUCUCUGGCUUUUCAGUAUUUGGACUUGAAAAAGGAGCUUCAAAGGAUCUUCUUGUUUUUGAUGAAGAUUUUAAUGAAACUGCAGAAAACGUAAAACAAAAGAUUGUCUAAACACAAGCUAUACUUCACUCAUCUAUCUGCAUAUUGGCAGACAAUACAAAUGUAAAUAUUGGCAAAUUCCAUUCAGUGUUUAAAGUCCUUACCAAAGAAAAUGAAACGAUCUCACCAGCUAAACAUCCUGUCCACCCUGUCUACAACACUGGUGAAAAGGGGUGUGAUUUGCUUCCCUAUGAUUUUGAAGCUUUCAUAAUGAAAGUUUUUGGUCACUUUCAGCUUCCUCAAAACAGGCAGAAGCACUUGAAAUUUUUGAAGUUAUAGAAAUGGAAGGAGACAGCCUUUUUCGAUACGUGCGUACAAAAUGGCUGUCAUUAUUGCCAGCCACAGAAAAGAUGUUAAAAUGCUGGCCUGCUCUAAAUCAUAUUUUCAAAGCAUGAGACAAGAGGAAUGUCCUUCUCUAAUUUGGAACACUUCGAGGGUGAGAACGGAGAAAAGGAUUACAGUAAAACAAAUUUAUAUGCUGUUUCUCCACAGUUCUUUGGUAAUCUGUGAAGAGGUCACAGAGAGCCUAGAAAAGAAUGACCUGAUUUGUUUGAUGUUAUGUGUAGGAUAUGACAAAAGAUCAUACAAAGAAAAAAACUCAGUUUUUGGAAGUCAGUUUUUUGGAAAUAGGGUGCUUCUGAACAACAACAACCAAAAAUGUCACCACAGCACAGCCAAGUCAAAUAGGUCUUUCUCAGUUUCUUUACUAAAACUAUAACUUACUUGGAAUGCAGCUGCGAUUUCACAAGUUUGAAUUACCUCUGUGCCUUAAAACUACUUUCCCUGAGAAAAAGAAGUUUAACUUAUGAUGGCAUCUAAUUUGCUCCCUCAUGUUUUAAAAACAAUGGACAUGAACCAUCUCUAUGAUGAAUUUAUAAAUGCAACGAUCUGAUUGACAAACUGCUGGUCUGUCAAAAUAAGCAUGUAGAUACAGAGUGAAGGAACAUUUUUGGAGCGCUGGAAACCAAUUCCUAUAAGUCUGAGAUCCUGUUCUUGCUAGUUAAGUAAACUCUGAAAUGUUCCACGCUGAAGUGCUUUCGCUGACAUGGUGUUUGGUUUGAUGUCUCCACAUUGGACUGACAGCAGAACACUGUAAUGUGGGCUUGAUAAGAGCAUAGCCGCAAGUCAAACAGAAUCUUACAUUUGACUAUAUAUUCAGUUACUACUAUAUAAAGGAAAAGAAGGUAUCCUAAAGGCUCUAGGCAGUUCAGAGAAGUACUAUUAGAAAAGGGAAUAGCAGGACUAAAAAUAUCCUGUUAUCGUAAGACAGAAAGAAACAUGUCAUUGUUAUUUUUUAUUAAAUGCAGAUAUCUGUUUCUAUUGUAUUUUCAUUAUUCUUUUAAAAAGUCAUAUAUUUAUGUAUUUUAAGAAUAUAGAAUAAGAUAAUAAGAUAGGAAAAUUUAAAUAUCCAAUAGAGAGUUUAAAAAGCUAAAAUAAAUUGCUAUGUCAGAGGAUAAGAAAAAACAUAAAAAUAUUGUGAAAUUUUUCUCCCAUAUAUUAUCUGUUUAGUCUUCCUAUUAAUUAUUAUUAACUGCCACUGUUAACUAGUCUUCCUUUUUGUUUAAAUAAUAGGAUUUAUAUCAAUGAAGGGUAAAUCAUAUAAAAUAACAUGAUUUCAAAUAAAAAUGGAUUUUUCAUAUUUUUAUGUUAAAGUAAUUAUAUAUGUGUAUCAUGACUUGUUAUGGAUUAUCUUAGGGGGUGGAUUCUGGCAUGGAUGCACACUGGGUUGGCGCUCUAAAAAGUUAGUCAUCCUGUUUGUCACCAGUGUGCUUUUAAUGAGCCUGUCUUGUUUUAAGGCAGGAAAGCAAAUCGAAUUCUCAUUAAUUGCCUUUUACCUGCUACAAAUAAUCCCUCACGUUGGCCAUUGGCUGUAAAAUAAGUCAUCUUUGUCUUGUCCUUAUUGAUUACACAUAAGAGUGGAGGCAGUGUUUCUAAAACCAUUUGUAUGUCAUUUAGGAAACAUUUUAUGUCAUUAAAAAAU